GACUUCCUUGUGACCGAACUGUACGAGUCGUUAGCACGGGAUCCACAAAGUCGUUCGUGGUUUUUCCUUGCCUUGUACGAAAUUCUCUUGCGCUGGUUGCCCUCAUACGGUCAACUAAACAGUGAUCGUCUGACGAUUCCGUCUGUCACUCAUGGUCAGGAAGAACGGACGCAUAAUCUAAAGGGGAGCCUUACUUUGGCGUAUUCGUUACCGCCAGAUUUGAUCAUGAACUGGUUCCGUUGGUGUUUAACUACGGAUUAUGAUGUGGACCGGGCCGUUUGGUGUAAUGGAUCCAAUAGUUCACCUGGGGUAAUCGCGGAUGGUCGUCUUUGGGCCGAGCAGGCCUUACUUGGCUUGCCUCCUCAGUGCAUCGAUUUGAACGAGGCUGUCCGUCUUUGCUGGCAGCAUCGUCUAUUCAAAGCAUAUUUGCAUCUCUACACAGAUAUUUUGUUCGAUUUUGAAACUCCGUUCCGGAAUCUGAUUAACUUCUUGAUGAGUCCGAAUCAGCACAAAUCACAAGGCUCCGAAAAUCCGGAAACCUACUGUCAGACCUUGUUGUUGCUGUUGCGCAACGCUCUGGCCGGUGAAUCUUACUCCCAGCAGUCAUUACCGAGCCCGAUGGAUGUGGAUAUUUUCAAUUUACUGUUGAACGAGGCCAUGCCCGAUGAGGCUCCCAGACGGAAUCGUCAAUCGCAGCCCAAGUAUCCACGCCUUUGGCUUUUGUUGAACCACUGUGCCACAGAUUUUCUCAAUCUGCUCAUGAUAUCUAUCAGUGCUGAUCGCUUCUUCACAGAUGGAGAUCUUGGACUGUCACAUCGUACGCAUUUAUAUCACAAACUAAUUGCAUGUGCUUUGGACGAGUACUGGUCCGCUACAAGCUCCGAAAGCACAAAUGUGUGUAUUCCCGUGCUCGAAUUUCUCGUGCAUCAACUUUCUCAGAGUGGGAAUGAAUCGAUCCGGUUAGAGGACAAUAAAUUGUUCCAACUAUUUGAACACAUUUGUCGGGGCUUAGAGCAAUCCUCCGCAUUAACCGUGACAGACACACUGGAAGCGAGUGUAAUUGAUCUCAUUGAAACAGGUCGAUUCACUCAGUUGGACGUCUGUCUCUGUUUAGCUAAAACAACCAAACUGUAA
Messenger RNA from Echinostoma caproni, 1134 nucleotides. NCBI's taxonomy places the organism in Eukaryota, Metazoa, Platyhelminthes, Trematoda, Plagiorchiida, Echinostomatidae. The record is from the annotation of a GenBank genome assembly.